Messenger RNA from Theobroma umbraticum, 2581 nucleotides. RefSeq names its product Chaperone DnaJ-domain superfamily protein. Gene Ontology annotation, molecular function: clathrin binding. Gene Ontology annotation, cellular component: vesicle; cytoplasm; intracellular membrane-bounded organelle. NCBI's taxonomy places the organism in Eukaryota, Viridiplantae, Streptophyta, Magnoliopsida, Malvales, Malvaceae. The record is from RefSeq and is a predicted model, not a curated record. Gene Ontology annotation, biological process: clathrin coat disassembly; clathrin-dependent endocytosis.
GCCCAGGAGCAGAGAGAGAAGAAUCAGAGAGAAAAGACUUCUCUUCUCUCCUGGUCUUCUUCUCCCACGAAAUUUUCUCUUCCAUUUCAGCAAUUCCUCCUUCCGCAAAUUUUCCUCUCUCAGAUUUCCUUCAUCAGCCAAUUCCCGCCAUUUUUUUCCUUCACCAUAUCCAUAUUUUCAUUCUACCCCUUCUCAUUUCUAUCUCUCCCAGCUCAAAAUUUUUCACUCCAAGAAAAAAAAAAUCUCAUUAUAUAAGCUCCCAAUUCGAAUUCACAUCUCUUGUUAAUAUUAAUUUUACCAUUUUAGAUUACUUUUCAUCUUAGAUCUAUCGGAAUUCAUUUUUAGAGAACACCCAUAUAGUUGAUUUACUUAAGGAACCGAUCCACUUUGUUUUCCUUUUGGUAAAAAGAGAGUGAAAACUAUGGACCAAUUUGGCGUUUUAACGGAGCGUUACGGUUUAAAACCGCAAGGAAAAUCAGCUCCAAUGUCGCAAGCCAAACGACCCACCGCCACGGCCCCCGCGUCCACCAACCAAAAUUUCGGGUUCGAUACAGGUUUGAACGGAAGCUCCAUGCCAUUUUCUGCAAAAUCUUCAUGGAAUUCGAGUCCCAGUAACGGCUCUUUGCUUGAUGAUAACGACCUUUUUUCCAACCAAAAACCCCAAAAUUCUUUUGGGUUGGGCGACGAUUAUGGUUACGCGUUUGGUGCAUUCGAAAACACCACAAAGAAGCAAUCGAAUACGAGUAAUAAUAGUAGUAAUGGAUCUUCAUUUGAUUUGGAUUCAAUGUUGUUUAAUUCGGGUCCAAAGUCUUCCUCUACGAAUUUGUACGUUGUUGAUGAUUUGUUUGGAGGAAUGCCUGGCUCAGGAAAUGCAAGUAAUGAUGACAUUAUCGGGUCUUUUGCCUCGUCCACGAAGCAAAAGGGUUCAGCAGGUGACUUGUUGGGUGAUUUUAGUGGUGUCGCGGCGAAAUUGAAGAGUUCUAGUAGGAAUAAUUCGUGGGAUUCGGGAAAAACUGAAGCUGGUUUUGAUGAUUUGAUACCCGGGAUCGGUGGAGCCAGUCCUCCGUUUAAUAGGACGAACAUUAAGACCACCAAAUCAACCUUCAAAUCAACAGAGGACCCUUUCAUAGUCUUAGAGUCAGUUUCAAGCUCGGCAUAUGAUUCCUCAGAAACCCCCACAGAUCCACUAGAAGAAUUCAGCAUGCUCAAUCAAUCUGGAGGGACGAAACCUCUUGGUUCCUCAAAUGCUUCCCGAUCAUUGAGGCCCCCUCCAAAACCAGCACAAGUUUUGAAGGCAGAUAAAGUAAAUAGUUCAGGUGCAUCUCCUAUAGACGAACUUGAGGACUUUGCCAUGGGCAGGGUGUCUAAUAAGGCUAGUAGAUCUAAAGAAGCUGAAGAUGCUACAAGAAAGAGUCAAGAGAAGAGAGCAGAUGAUCUGGAAUCCUUUUUUGGUGUGAGUUCCAGAUCAAGUAGUGCACCAAAGUCAAGGGCAACAACUUUGGAUCCCAUGUUUGAUGCAAAUGCACACCAGAGACAGCAAAAGACAUCUGCAGGGGCAUCAUCCACUGCAAAGAAGGCUUCUCCUGCUACUAUGAUGAAUGGAGUAGAUGACUUUUCUUCAAUUUUUGGAGCUGCCCCAAUGUUUGGAGAAUUUGAGGAAGUUGAUGGUGAAAGUGAAGAAAGACGAAGAGCCAGAUUGGGACGUCACCAAAGGACCCAGGAUCGAGUGGCAAGAGCAGUUGCUGAUAUGACCCAGCGUGACCGUCAAACACAGCAUGAGCAAGAAGAGAGACGUAGGAUUGCUGAAGCUAUAGAUUUUGAGAUAAAACGCUGGGCUGCAGGAAAGGAAGGCAAUAUGCGUGCACUUUUAUCAUCAUUGCAACAGGUACUUUGGCCUGAAUGUGGUUGGGAGCCAAUUUCGCUGACUGAUUUAAUAACUUCUGGCUCUGUUAAAAAAGUUUAUAGAAAGGCCACAUUAUGUGUCCAUCCUGAUAAGGUUCAGCAGAAAGGUGCCACUCUUGAACAGAAAUAUAUUGCUGAAAAGGUGUUUGAUAUUCUCAAGGAAGCUUGGAACAAGUUCAACAAGGAAGAACUUUCUUAAAAACUGGAACGAAACUCAUUUGAAGAAUGAAGCCAUUUUAUUUUGGCACUCAUGCAGAUUUGUUUCACAACAAAAGAUGCAAGAAUGUGUUAUGGUUUUAGGAAGAUGACACCGUCCAAGCAGCACAUUGCUGGUGAGCAAAAUUCUAUAAUUGAAAGCUAAGAGGCGCUUUGUAAGGAGUAAAUUUUCUCAUGUAUGACUGUAAAUUUAUGUAUCUUCAGGAAGUGAGUAGAUUUCACGAUGUUUAUCGAAUCUGCACCAUGGCAUGUUUUAUUGAAGCUAUAGAUUGUUCUUCUCUUGUUCAUGUUUGUUGGGCUUGAGUGGUUUUGAUUCCACUUCAUUAGUUUCAUUGAUUGUUUUUCUGUAUGCAAGCACACAAGCUGCCUUUCUUGUAAUUUCAGAUUAAUUGUAUCAGUAAUUAUUUUUUCUGUGAGCCUUCAAUUUGUUGAAUAAAGUUAAUGCUGUCCCAUUUUAAUGCUA